AUGUUUUCAGCCGAGGAAAAGUUCCAGAUAACGAUCCGAUUGCAGCAUUUCUUUAUCAUCGGAUUGGAAAACACUCUUCAACUCCUAAAAGGCUAUGUACAGUUGCAAAUGCUUUGGGUCGACCCCCGGCUCUCGUGGGAACCCUCUGAAUAUGGAGGAAUUGAGAUGAUCUAUGUGACUUGUAAUAAGCUCUGGAUACCCGAUGAGGUCAUCGUUUCGAGCAUAUCCACUCAAGAGAUCUACGAUCACGUGCAAAAAGCGGGCGAUUGCAAGAUCUACGCAAAUGGAACAGUCGAGCAAGGGCGGACAUUGCUCGUCGAUUUGGUCUGCAUUAUGGAUAUCCAGAAAUUCCCGUUCGAUUAUCAGCAAUGUGGGCUGAGCUUUUCUUCACAGGUCUACCCUUGGCAUCACUAUAAUCUGAAAGGAGAGCUUUUCACGAAAUACAAUGUGUCGUGUAUGCGUGUAUCAUUCAACGUGCUUCUUCGUCGUCGUCCUCAUUUCUACAUUUAUGUAAUCGGCAUUCCUUGUUUCCUUUUGACUUUCCUUUCGGUGACUGGCUGCUUUUGGACGGCAAAUGUUAAAGAAGAGCAAUUGUCGAAGUUGGGCAUCGCUUUGACGAGCAUGAUGUCGAUGACGACUUUUGUCAACAUUAUUUCACAAGAGAUGCCAAAAACUUCGCACUUUCCUUUAUUAGGAAGCUAUGUGUUAACGUGUAUCUCGAUCACUUCGAUGGCCAGUUUGAUUCUCGUGAUUUUCCCCGAAAAGCGAAGGAUUCAAGUAGAGAAAAUUAAAAGUAUUUUUAUCGGAAUUCGCGGAUUUUCGUGUCCAACAGGAUCAUUUCAAUCACCUAAUGAAGAUUUGUGUAUCUAUGCGAUAAGUGACGUUGAUUUCUACAGCGAUGCCGUGCAGCAAUGCAGCCGUUUGGGCGGAAAUGUCGUGAAAAUCAAGAACAUUUUCGAGAACGCCUUUUUGUUGGGGCUGAUUGGAUCAAUUUUUCCUGCCGGACAAGCACCGUACAUUGGAGUUGUGAAACUGUCAAAUGGGACUUGGGUGUAUUCAGAUGGGACUCCACUUAUCUAUGCAAAUUGGGCUCCAGGUGAACCAAGUGACGCGCAAGGGUUGACAAGUGCAGUGAUGGAUCCCCAGUCGGGCCGAUGGAAAGCCGCCGAUCCAACAGCACUCCGACCAUUCUUUUGUGGAGUUGAUGGGGAUUUGUUCCAAUGUCCGAACAACUGGAACUACUUCGAGGCCACUGAUUCGUGUUAUUAUUUGCAGAAUUUCACCGCCGCUGAUGAGGCCAAUUUCACGCUUUACCUCUGGCCUGACGCGGAGAAGCUUUGCGUGAACGCUGGUGCACAUCUCGCAUCGAUUCACUCGAAAGAGGAGAACGAUUUUGUGUCGGGUGAGUGUCUUCGA
Messenger RNA from Mesorhabditis belari, 1416 nucleotides. The record is from the annotation of a GenBank genome assembly. Lineage: Eukaryota; Metazoa; Nematoda; Chromadorea; Rhabditida; Rhabditidae.